This is a messenger RNA of Sycon ciliatum, 1657 nucleotides long. RefSeq names its product ER membrane protein complex subunit 3-like. Gene Ontology annotation, biological process: protein folding in endoplasmic reticulum. The coding region runs from base 184 to 960 and encodes 258 amino acids. The record is from RefSeq and is a predicted model, not a curated record. Lineage: Eukaryota; Metazoa; Porifera; Calcarea; Leucosolenida; Sycettidae. Gene Ontology annotation, cellular component: membrane; EMC complex. The transcript is spliced from 8 exons.
AGGACACCAAAUCAUGCAAAUGCAAAGCACCAAACUUGCAAAAGUGCAAGAAGAACUGAAUCUUGCGAUCGUUUAGACGCGUACUGUAGCUACAUGUAGUUUUGGUAAGCGGUAAAGGACCUGGGGAGUGAGUUUAGUUGUUGGUUGCGAUAGCCCGCAGGAUAGCAGCUUGAAAUCCGCACCAUGGCGGAAAUAUUGCUCGACCCCGACAUUCGCAUCUGGGUGAUUUUACCCAUUGUGCUGAUAACGUUCUUCGUUGGACUAAUUCGCCAUCACGUCGUACUGCUGCUACAGUCGGAGAAAAAGACAGACCGAGAGCAGGUCACAGACAGUCAAAUCUUGAUCAAAAGUCGUCUAUUGCGUGAGAAUGGUUCACAUAUCCCCCAGGAGGGGUUCCUGGCACGCAAGCACUACCUGAAUAACUCACAGACUGGAUUCUUCAAAACAACCAAGCGGAAGCCACGCAUGCAGAACCCCAUGGGAGACCCGACUAUGAUGAUGGAUAUGAUGAAGGGAAACCUAACCAAUAUCUUGCCCAUGAUUGUGAUCGGUAGCUGGAUUAACUGGACAUUCUCCGGGUUUGUCACCACCAAGGUACCGUUUCCACUGACACUGCGUUUCAAGCCAAUGCUGCAGCGUGGUGUAGAGCUCACCACAUUGGACGCGUCCUGGGUCAGCUCGAUGUCGUGGUACUUUCUCAACGUGUUUGGUCUGCGUAGCAUGUAUGCACUAGUGCUUGGUGCUGAUAACUCUGCUGACCAAAGUCGAGCAAUGAUGCAAGAUCCAAUGAUGACUGGCUCUAUGGGUAUGGCCCCAGACUCGACCAAAGCGUUCAAGAGUGAAUGGGAAGCUCUGCAGAUUGUCAAUCAUCAAUGGGCGUUGGAGAAUGCGGAGGAGUCGCUGCUCGCUAUGCCCGCACGCCUGCCCUCCCCGUCCACCGUCAAGGACAAGAAUGUCUAGACGAGCGUUGGCCAAAGUGGUGCUGUUUUUGGCGUGCCGUGCUUUGUAGCUGUCUCCUUUGCGCCAAGGUGUGUGCGUGUGUGUUUGUGUACGUUUGACUGCAUCAUGCCGACACAUGGACGUGUACAGCCUGCACUAGGUAUCCGUGUACGUGUACGUGUGUGUGUGUGUGCAAGUGGUGCUGUAUGCCCUGUAACACACGGCUGGUGUGACUUGAGGGUAUGUUUGCCUACAUCUGUGCCUCGGCGCACUGUCCAUUCUUGAUCCUGAUCAUACUGCGAUACGCUGUGAUACGCACCACUGUGUAGUGCGAAGUUCUGCAAACCACCACACUGCCCUGAGUGGCACAGCCUGCUGGGGAUGCUACAUCUCCAUGCUGCACACAGACCGGCUAUCUUUGUGCACUCUGACCAGCUAUCUAUGUGCCCGCAGUCCAUAGCAGGUCUCUAGUGCAACCAGUGUAACCCUGUGCAAUCAGCAUAGGCAGCCCCUGCUCUCACACAUGAACCAGUUCCCCGUACACAACACCACCAUGACAAGGAAAUGCCCAUCACCUUUGCAUGUUUAGGGUGUUUAAUUUUCCGAUUUUCGUAGGCUGACAAAUUGUUUCCAUAUUUUUACCGUACUAAAGUGAUCAUUCUGUUUAUGAUGUUUUUUUGGUCCAUGAAAUGAUAGGGCCCACGAGCCAAUCUCCUGU